Botrytis cinerea B05.10 is the source of this 2549-nucleotide messenger RNA. RefSeq lists its product as hypothetical. The coding region runs from base 244 to 2226 and encodes 660 amino acids. The record is from RefSeq and is a predicted model, not a curated record. The transcript is spliced from 4 exons. Lineage: Eukaryota; Fungi; Ascomycota; Leotiomycetes; Helotiales; Sclerotiniaceae.
GCCAAAAUAUUAACACGCAACAUAAACCAAAAUCGUCAAGUUGUUGAUCAAUUUGACAUACCACAUUCGUUUUGAACCACAUCCAAUUAUCAAAAUACCCUCAUUAUCGUCUUUACAUCUUCCUCUCCUUCUCUCAAUCUCUUGGGAACCCAAAAGUACUUCCACUUCCUCCAAAAUACUAAUCUUCGUACAUUUCAUCAAAAAAUAGAAACAAGUCUCUUUGAUUCCAUAGAAUCCAUCAGAAUGAAACUUCUUUUAAGUAUUCCGCUCAUAGUCUCUGCGCUGGCUGUUGAGGCCGCCGCUGGCGGAGAUGCAGUCGUCAAUCAAGUCCAUGAUGAGGCUCGAGCCAUAUCCAAUGGAGGUCUUGAUCUACCAGGAACUUCACUUGUCACCAUCAAUAAUGUAGUUGUCGCAUCAACAUUAGCUUCUGCUUUCGGCGACUCCUCCGUUCUUGCUACUAUCGAAGCCUCUGUAGCUACAUCAAGUCUUUCUGAUAAUUUCCCUCCUGUUAGCCCUGGUCAUACCAAUAUUCACAGCAGCAGUUAUGAGUCUACAACUGUUGUUGUCUCUACUAUUACUGUAACACCACAGCAAUCAGUUGAUAUCACUCCAGUUACACAGACUUCCACUUCUCCUUCUGCUAUUGAUAAUCAAGGCGCGGCUCUUGUUUCUCCAGCUGAUUCUGGCGCUACGAUCACAUCUGACCCAUCUCCAGCCGCUUCCGACAUCACUCGCCCAUUGGUAUUGGAGACAUCUAGCUUGGAGCCAGAUACACCUUCUUCAGCUGUUGCCGCCGUUCCACUCGCGUCAACCUUUCAGUCCUCUGCUGCUCAAUCGUCUAUUGUUGAAUCCACUUCAGAUCAACAAUACACUUUUGCAUCUUUGCCCACUGAAUCGUCGGCUGCUCCAUCUUCCACAAUUUUAUCAUUGCCUACACAAUCCUUGACGAUUAAGCCAACACCAUUUCAAUCAUCUGCAGCUCAAACAUUAUCAGAAAGCAGCACAAGUCAAGUUUCGGUUGCUCCAAGUCUUCCAACAGUCAGCACCACUGAUGCCCCAUUUCUCAACAGCACUACUUCAACUGUUCAAUCAUUGAGUAAGUCUGUGACUUACCCAAGCUAUACGAUUGUUUCAGCUUCUUCGACAUCCAGUCUAUCUACCCCUGUUGCUUCUGCAAUUGUCGGAACACCACCAGGCAAUUCUGCAAAAAUUCCUACAAUUACUCCACCAUAUAACAAUGUAUCAAGUACCGUGAUCUCUGCUAUUGUUGGCACCCCACUAAGUGUUUCCUUCAACAAUUCUUCAAGUACUCCAGCAUCAGACAAUAUUGGCACAACCUCAACUUCGGCUACAAGCACAACUACAAUUACUUCAACAACAACUCGUACUGGUACCAUUACUAAGACCAUUACAGAAUCAUCUGCUGAUGUUACUUCUCAAAGUAUCAUUGGCAAAUUUCCUGACAUUGAUGGUCCUUCCUCAGCUGCACGUACCACAGAAACCUUCACUUCUGGUGGACGUACCUGGACUACAACCGAAACUGGUCCUCCAAGUACUGUUACUGCUUCUCUCAUGUUGAACCCAUCAUACUUCGCUUCCAGUAAUGGCGGUGUUGUUGCUUCAAAUGGUGUUGCGCCAUCUUCAGGAGUUUGCACUUGCCCAUCCCAAGUUACCGUCACUGUCACCGCAACACCAUUUGUCGUUUCAGGUGGUACUCUUACAGCUACUGGAACAAUAGUUGCAUCAUCUGCCAAUUCUCCAGAUGAAUCUAACGGUCCUUCAUCGCAGACAGCAUACUAUCCCCCAGCCCAAGCAUCAUGGAGUACACACAGCGUUCCUGGAUUCAUCGGUGUUACCAUUCCGAGUGGGGGAAUGUCCUUUCCUCCUAAAGAAUCGGCUACUUACUCAUUUUCUACUGCCCCCACCAAUUCUCCUUCCCUCUCCCACACUCACCCAUACAUGAGCAUUGAACCCACACCAAACCUUAGCGCGUUCUCCAACCAUUCCACAGCCAGUACCGGUAGUCUCUUAGGCACAGGGGUAGGAACUGGCGUCGGUGCAGUCAUUACUCCAAGUUAUGCCCCUACUACCAAGUCAUCAGUUGGCCUUCCACCAGCCGCUACUGUCACUCCGGCCAUCUACUCUGGCAACGCUGAUGUCAAUAUCGUCGGCACCGAAUCCAUCGUCUUAAUCGUCGGUUUCGUCGCUCUUGUUCUUCUUGUCUAACCUUUCAAACAUUUAUUUGAAGAGGAAGACCCGUCGAACUCUGUUGUAGAACAACUAGAUCAAUCGAAAAUAUGGCGUGGUGAUGUGAUACGAAUCUUAAAGUGAUGGAUACCCAAAUAUGAGGAAAUUGCAUUUAUUUAUUUACUUGCACUUUCUUGCAUCUUUCUUUUACAUAUCUGACUACAUGCCUUUAGGAUUUUUCGUCGGAGGAUAGGAUGGAUAGGGUUUGCACGAGGAUCUUGCCAACGGCGUACAGAUUAGGAUUUUAGAGGCUCAGAUUGCUUUCACUUCUUUAGUUAGCCAUUUAUGAAUCAACGUUUUUA